AUGGAGCUGGUCCUCGGGCGUUGCCGCGGCAGCGUUCGUAUCAUCGCAGCGCUGUGGGAUUCCAGGCAGUUGCCGGUGGAGGCUGGAGCGGUGCUGCCGGGCGCCUGGGGUCUGCGGAGACAGCGACAGGGAGAAGAGAGCAGCAUGGAGCCUGGGCAGGAGGAUCGGGGCCCAACCUGCUGUGAUGAGGAGGGGCCCAUCAGGGCAAAGAGGUGGCUGUGCUCCAUCUGCUGCCAAAGAAAACCGGCAGCUCCCAGCAGCAGGGGAAAGGAGGAAAAGACAUCAGCCACCUCCAAGUCCAAAUGGAGGUGGCCGUGGGUGUGCAUGGGUAGUCGGAAGCCAGCACCAUCAGAGCACCAGGCACCUGAAGAGGCGUGCAGCUCCCCUCCUGGGUCCUCGAGCAGCCUGGAGCCCGGCCCUGCAGCCCUGCAGCAGGAAGCAGCCCCCUGCCGAGCCGGGGACGAGGGCCCAGCCGCCCUGGGGCAGGAGCUGAGCCAGGCCCACAGCUGCCCCUGCUUGAGCCUCAGCUCCUCCUGGGAUGCCUGGCACACAUCCCAGGGGUCCGGGAGCACCAGCCCCAGCACCAGCUCCUCUUCAGAGGACCCUGAAAACUCCCCGGAGUCCGACACUACCAGGUCGACCAGCAGCUCUUCCUCGGAGGACUGCAGUAGCUCCCUGGAGUCCAGGACCAGCCUGGCCCCCGAUGACACCCGCACAAUGAUUCCCAGCCCGGCCGGCGAGGAGGUGGAGGAAGAGGAGGAUGAAGAGGAGGAGGAGGAAGAGGGAAGGUCCCCGGAAGAAGCUGCCCUCUUCCUUGUGAAGAACCUGCAGGACCCAGAUGAGAUGCUGGAUGGGAAGGACAGGCAGCACUUCCUGCUGGCCAUCAUUAGCAUGACCAUCGCCGCGGACCAGAGCAGAGAGGUGGCUGUGGAGCUGGAGGGCCUGAAAGCGGCUGUGCUAGAUAGGAUCGUGGACCUGAUGGAGAACAUCUCAGUGGAGGCUGACCCAAAACACAUCCUGGCGUACAGCAUAGACACCAUCCGUUGCCUCAGUGACCCGAAGCUCAGCCUGGAGCCAGCACUGGAGUCGCGCCUCCUGUGGGCCGCCGUGGACAAGAGCUUCCUGGCCAUAGGGCGUGAGACCCAUCACAACCAGGUCAUGCAGCAGCUGUAUGAGGAGUACCUGGAGGGCCUGAUGUGCUGCGUCUUGUCCAGCGCCCCCAGUCUGGGCAAGCUCUACUCCAUCUGGGAGCACUUUACGUCAUGGAUUGAGGCGCCGGAUGCCCAGCACCGUGCAAUGGGCAUGAAGAUCACCACCGGCAUCCUUGCCUUUGCUGUGCAGCUCCUCCCACAAUUUGAGGGCUCCCCUGACAUGCCGGAGGUGGGGGACAUGGCAGCCCGCCUGGGUCUGUCCAUCAACGACCCGGAGGAGACCAUCAGCUGCAAGGCCAGGGCGUGCAUGUAUUUGCUCACUCAAAUCCUCCUUCAUCAGAGGGGCCAAGACAUGCAAGGGGCAGAGAAGCUGCGGUGCAAGCGCCAGAUGGAGCAGAGCCAGGUCCAGAACUACAGAGACCUGGCGAGAGUGGGAGAGGGGCUGAGAAAGAUCUUGCUGGAGGAGCAAAGGAGAUCUUUCCUACAGAGGGCCCUUCAUGCAGGUCACAAUGGACCGAUGCACAUCAGCCAAGCUGGGCUUGUCUUUCUGUAUGCCAUCCUGGGGGAAGCCAGCUGCUUGAUGCGGCACAAGGAGAAAGAAAUCCCCAUCAGGGUCCUGAAUAAGAUACUCAUUAUCACCUGCCUGAAAGAGCUGCCUAAAGAUCUGCAAGGGCACAGCCUGCUGGUCACCUACUCCAGCGCCCUCGCCCCUCUCUAGCCGCCCACACUUGCUCCUGCAGCAACACCUGCAAACCACCUGCAC
Messenger RNA from Alligator sinensis (Chinese alligator), 1914 nucleotides. RefSeq lists its product as uncharacterized. Gene Ontology annotation, cellular component: cytoplasm. Lineage: Eukaryota; Metazoa; Chordata; Crocodylia; Alligatoridae. The record is from RefSeq and is a predicted model, not a curated record.